This is a messenger RNA of Suillus subaureus, 417 nucleotides long. RefSeq lists its product as uncharacterized. Lineage: Eukaryota; Fungi; Basidiomycota; Agaricomycetes; Boletales; Suillaceae. Bases 1 to 417 code for a protein of 138 amino acids. The record is from RefSeq and is a predicted model, not a curated record. The transcript has 3 exons.
AUGCGCAGAGCAGAUACCAUGAAGAAAGACAAUUGGUCUUGUUUCUGGGGAGUGUACAAAAGAGUUGCAGAGGAACAUGAUGGUGAGUUCCUCGAGCAAUACACUGGUGAUAUGGACAUCAUUUUGUCUGGUCUUUUCUCAGCUGUCAGCACAUCUUUUAUAGUAGCAAUGGAGUCUAAUCUCAGUCCCAACCCCAGCGACACCACGAAUGCCCUUCUGAAGCAACUUGUGUACAUCAGACUCAGCAACCUCACUGGAGUGGGCUCCAUGCCUGCAGAUCCAGCAUCUAUGUGGUUGCCGACCAUGCUAACCCUAUGGAUUCAAACAAUCACAUACACAAGCUUGGCCAUGAGCUUGCUUGCUGCAUUUUGGGCCGUACUAGGCAGGCAGUGGCUUGGGUCCUAUAAGUGUUAUUAA